This is a messenger RNA of Myxocyprinus asiaticus (Chinese sucker), 1142 nucleotides long. RefSeq names its product cytochrome c oxidase subunit 7A2, mitochondrial (gene cox7a1). Lineage: Eukaryota; Metazoa; Chordata; Actinopteri; Cypriniformes; Catostomidae. The transcript is spliced from 4 exons. The record is from RefSeq and is a predicted model, not a curated record. Gene Ontology annotation, biological process: mitochondrial electron transport, cytochrome c to oxygen; mitochondrial respirasome assembly; regulation of oxidative phosphorylation. The coding region runs from base 803 to 1051 and encodes 82 amino acids.
AAAAUGGAGUAAUACAGCAGAAUCAGCAGAGGAGCUCGAGUCAUUACUUCAACACAUUUUACAUCUCCCUGUUACCCAGCCCUUCAUAUCACACUAUCCCUUUCAAAGCCUUAGGCUAGAAUACUGAUAGGUAUUUUCAUAAAAAAUACAAAAACAAUGAGAGAGAGUGUGUUUUCCGUCUCCCCCUCUCCACCUGACCCUCCCGUACCUGUUAAGUGUUGUAGGGAGAACCCAUGACCUUGGAUUUAUCAGCACCAAGAAACUCAGCUUGUGCUUCUCUAACACACACACACACACACACACACACACACACACACACACACACACACACACUGUCCUGGCAGUGACCCACGCAUGCAUCUCAGCCUUGAGGCAGAGUCAGCUGAGAGAGAAAACACAAUUACCUAUUUAUGAGCAUAAGCGCAGUAUAAUAUAUGUUCAAACAUUUAUCCAUUCUUAUAAGCAUAUUAAAAUAUAAAAUCACACUGGUGAAUAUGAUUCCUUCAGAAAAUCUCUCACAGACAUUUGGAUACUUCAGACAAAACAUGAGCAUUAUUUGGCAUAUUAAGGCAUAUUAUGCUUUAAAUACAUGAAAAGUUAUAAGUAAAUGACAAGUUUUGCUACUACAGCUACUAUUAUUGUUCAGUUUUGUAUGCAUUGAAUCAGCUUGUUUUAAUUCCCAAGUUGUCUUUCCCCACCUGACCUUACUUGGCUCCGAAUCAAAAGCUCUGCAAUAUGUGUGUCCUUGUAAGGGCCCUGACUAGACAAGUAUCAACAGGCUGAGAAGAGAGCAGCGUUGGACAUGAGAUAUUUACUGAGUCUUCCCCGGCUAGCCUCACGGGCUUUUAGCACAACAGCCCGUCAAAUGAAAAACAAGGUGCCGGAGAGACAGAAGGUUUUUCUGGAGGACAAUGGUCUGCCUAUCCAUAUUAAAGGGGGGACCACAGAUGUCCUUCUCUACCGCUUAACCAUGACCAUCACAGCUGCAGGCACUGCCUUUUCCUGUUACUGGUUGCUGUUGGCCUGUAUGCCCAGGAGUAAAGCACAAUAAGGACAGAUUAAGAACUUUGAUGCUAUGUGAUGCUGUACAAAUCCAUUUCAUGUCAAAUACCUUGAUGAAUUAAAUGAAUAUAAUACUUCAA